AUGGCUGCUAGCGACAUUCUCGAAACCAACGGCGCUCCCGCCGCCGCUCCCGCCGCCACUCCCCGCCGCUUAUUGCUCGUCUCCGUGCCUCGCACCGCGUCCAAUCUUCUUCUAAAAAUCUGGAAUAUCCCAAACCAGCCUAACCUGCUCACCAGUCCCAAGGGCGGUUACUUCUUUUAUCCAGCGUUCAUCGAAGCAACGCAGUAUGGCGACUUCCUGAACAAACCCGGGGACCAGUGGACCGAUGAACAACAAAUCAAGGUGAAAAAUUCUUGCCAGAAGUGUGUCGACGCCUUGGAGGAGUACUCGGCACGGGCCAAGGAGAACAACCAAGUGAUGUUCACGAAAGAACACGCGUACUGGAUGUACAGCCCUGCCGCUCUCCAGAAGUCAAUCACUGGCCAUCACGAUCAGGAGUUCUUCAAGGCGUUUCGGGUCGACGUACCCGAGACCUACGGCACUGCCAGGACCUACUCGCCAUCAAACGAAACCAUUUUUUCGGACGAAUACCUGCGCUCAUGGCAAAUGGUGUUCAUAAUUCGUCAUCCGGCACUGGCAUGGCCAUCCAUGUAUCGUGCCAUGCAGAAGAUGGCGGACUCGGGAAUAAUCGACGAGGACGGCGUGGUGGGCUCUUCAACUACCCACAUGACCAUGCACUGGUCCCGCAUGUUAUACGACUGGUCGCUGGAGCAGCCGGAUGUGCCUGUCGCACCGCCUGUGAUUGAUGCCCACGAUCUAAUCCACAACCCCGAGGUUGUCCUCAAGCUCUGUGAGCUGACUGGGCUAGACAAGAGUGCGGUGCAGUUUGAAUGGGCAGGCAAUAGCGAGAAGAAAUCUCAGCACUGGGCAUGUCACGACCCCGAUGCCAGCAUCGAAGAGGUGAAGAUGCAUCAGCACGCUGCAAGAGUGAUGCUUUCUACGCUUGAAAGUUCGUCAGGUAUUGUCAAGGACAAGGCCCCUGAGAUCAUCGACAUCGCUGCGGAGGCAGCGAAGUGGCGGGAUGAGUUUGGAGAAGAAGCUGGUGUGCUUAUCGAGGAAUCCGUUCGCGAUUCGAUGCCUGAUUAUGAGUAUCUAAGGGCUCGGCGGAUCACUUUCUAA
This is a messenger RNA of Penicillium cinerascens, 1098 nucleotides long. RefSeq lists its product as uncharacterized. The coding region runs from base 1 to 1098 and encodes 365 amino acids. The record is from RefSeq and is a predicted model, not a curated record. NCBI's taxonomy places the organism in Eukaryota, Fungi, Ascomycota, Eurotiomycetes, Eurotiales, Aspergillaceae. The transcript has a single exon.